Molecule: messenger RNA, 1503 nt
Organism: Heteronotia binoei (common prickly gecko)
Lineage: Eukaryota; Metazoa; Chordata; Lepidosauria; Squamata; Gekkonidae
Gene: DNAJC9
Product: DnaJ heat shock protein family (Hsp40) member C9
Exons: 5
Coding region: 389-1168 (259 amino acids)
Cellular component (GO): cytoplasm; nucleus
Molecular function (GO): heat shock protein binding
Source: RefSeq, a predicted model, not a curated record
AUUUUUGCCACUGUCCAGAUACCCCAGUCUACCAGGCAACCCCACCCAUCUAGGAUUCUGACGUUUUUUCUCAUUCUUUGAUUAAGCCUUAGCCUGUCUGCAGCAGCAGAAAAGAGCAAGAGUCCAACGGCAUCUUUAAAAAAUUCUGUGGCAGGAGAUGAGCUUUCCUGAGGCACGACUCUUGCUCUUUGCCACUGUCUCUGGGGUUUGUAACAGGGAUUUGCAAGCUGCGUGCCACUCUAGCCUUUCCCAUCUCUAUGGUGAGUCUCCCCUCCCAUUCUUCUUUGUCCCUAUUGCGACAUUUCCAGGCGCGGGGCCGUAAAGCAGGCGGAGGCGUGGCUGGCGGGAAAAGCGGCGGGCGGCUGAGGCGAGGCAGGGCGGCUGGGCGAUGGGGCUGCUGGAGGAGUGCCGCGAGACCUUUGCCGCCGGCGACCUGUACCAAGUGCUGGGUGUGCCUAGCAGCGCUUCGGCAGAGGAGAUUCGCCGCGGCUACCACAAGGCCUCCCUGCGGGUGCACCCGGACCGCGCGGACUUGGCGGACAAGGAGGAAGCCACCCGCCGCUUCCAGAUCUUGGGCAAGGUGUAUGCACUGCUGAGUGACCAAGAGCAGCGAACUCUGUAUGACCAGCAGGGCAUUGUAGACGAGGAGUCGACUGUGCUGAACCAGGACCGCAAUUGGGAAGAGUACUGGAAGCUGAUCUUCAAAGAAAUAACUUUAAAAGAUAUUGAAGACUUUAAGACACAGUACAAUGAUUCUACAGAAGAGAUGGAGGACAUUAAGACGGCAUAUAAGAACUGUAAGGGCAAUAUGGACCAAAUUAUGAAUAAAGUAUUGUGUGCAGAUUAUACAGAUGAACCAAGAAUAAGGACAAUUAUCCAACAAGCCAUUGAUUUGGGAGAACUUCCAGUCUUCAAAGCCUUUGCAAAAGAGUCUAAGCAAAAGAUGAAUGCAAGAAAAAGGAGGGCUGAAAAAGAGGCUAAAGAGGCAGAAAAAUCCAGAAAAGAACUAGGUCUUGAUAAAGACGAUGAUGUCAGAGCAUUAAUUCAGAAAAGAAAUGAGAAUCGGAAAAAGGAAAUGGAUGACUUUCUGGCUCAGAUGGAAGCAAAAUAUGGAAAUUCCUCCAAAAAAGGAGGCAAAAAAACAGCAGCCACGAAAAGGAGUAAAUGAGUUUUUUUCUAAAUAUAUUCUUCUUCAUGUCUUCCAUUUACAUUAAUCCUAAUCUGAGUCAGACAAAGGAAAAGCAUUUCUUCAUAACCUAUAUGGCUAUAGUGUGGAACACAUGUUCAAAAAGCUGAGAUGUAAAAUAAUGUGCAACUUUUCAGAAUGCUGCAGAAGAGUAAAAUAUUGGCAAGUUUACAUCUAUUUUUGAAUGGUGUUUGGUAGAGCUGUCCUAUUGGAGGGGUAAGUUUGGUAAGAGUGCUCAUCUGUGCAUAAGUGCAAAUAUUAUUAUUUCUAUUUUAUAAAAGCAUUUGUUAAACUUAAUAAACAGUGUUUUGAAAGUA